Penicillium maclennaniae is the source of this 1113-nucleotide messenger RNA. RefSeq lists its product as uncharacterized. Gene Ontology annotation, molecular function: zinc ion binding; N-acylphosphatidylethanolamine-specific phospholipase D activity. The coding region runs from base 1 to 1113 and encodes 370 amino acids. NCBI's taxonomy places the organism in Eukaryota, Fungi, Ascomycota, Eurotiomycetes, Eurotiales, Aspergillaceae. Gene Ontology annotation, biological process: N-acylethanolamine metabolic process; N-acylphosphatidylethanolamine metabolic process. The record is from RefSeq and is a predicted model, not a curated record. The transcript has 5 exons. Gene Ontology annotation, cellular component: cytoplasm; membrane-bounded organelle.
AUGGGCUCAACGACCACCGGCGUGCUCUACGCCCUGACGGUGGCUAGCUCACCAGCCAGACCGGCCCCUGAGGAUGCUCUACAGAAAAGUCAUCAUGCCAAAUCCGGAUUCAGGAACCCUUGGGAUUCAUGGCAGGACGUGAACCUCAAAAACGUCCAGCAGAUGCUCAUGCGCCGAGUAACUGGCAAAGCAAAUGUUCCUGACACCACUGGCCCAACAGUUCCGGUUCAAAAGCCUAAAUUCCUCCCGAGUCGAGAAACCCCCAACCUGCGCGCAACAUGGCUCGGACACGCUUGUUACUAUGUCGAAUUCCCGGGAGGGCUCCGUGCCAUCUUUGAUCCAGUCCUCGAAGAGCGAUGCGGGCCGUAUAACAUGCUCGGACCUAAGCGCUAUACGGACGCUCCGUGUCAAAUCGCCGACAUCCCUGUCAUUGACGCUGUUUUCAUCUCCCAUAAUCACUACGACCAUUUGUCAUAUCCUGGAGUCAUGGAGAUUGCUAAGAAACAUCCCAAUUGCCAUUUCUUCACCCCACUUGGCGUCAAGUCGUGGUUCACCAGCUGUGGAAUCAACAACGUUACCGAGCUGGAUUGGUGGGAUGUGCGCGAUAUCACCUCUCCCCAUCUACGGAGAAAGCCACUCAUGUCGAGGCCCGCUCGCACUCCAUUUGAUCGAUACCAAACGCUGUGGGGCUCAUGGUCACUUGAGUCAGGGGGUAAAAAGGUCUACUUUACCGGAGACACCGGAUACAGAAAGGUCCCUGAGCUUCCCGAGGGAGAAGACGACCACGACCCGAAGCACAAUUUUCCCGUCUGUCCUGCUUUCAAGCAGGUGGGUGAGUUCCGGGGUCCAUUUGAUCUUGGCUUGAUUCCCAUUGGUGCAUACGCUCCUCGUCAUGUGUGGAGUGCUGCUCACGCAGAUCCCCAUGAUGCCGUAGAGAUCUUCAAGGACACCAAGUGCAAGAAGGCUCUCGGUAUGCAUUGGGGAACUUGGGUUCUCACCGAGGAGGAUGUCCUCGAGCCGCCCGAGAAGCUGAAGACGGCCCUCAAGGCAUUCGACAUGCCCGAGAAGGGUGUGUUUGAUGUUUUGAACAUAGGUGAAAGCCGAGAGUAUUGA